This is a messenger RNA of Microthlaspi erraticum, 1182 nucleotides long. NCBI's taxonomy places the organism in Eukaryota, Viridiplantae, Streptophyta, Magnoliopsida, Brassicales, Brassicaceae. The record is from the annotation of a GenBank genome assembly.
AUGGACGGAGGAGCGUCGUCGGAGAUGGAAGUCGAGGUGCCAAAUCGUCAACUUCCGGAUUCUUCUUCGCCUCAACCCGUCAAGAAAUUUGGCCUCAAAAACUCUAUUCCGACCAACUUCGGCUCUGACUACGUCUUCCAGAUUGUUCCCAAAGUCGAUUGGACAGCAAUCGCGGUGUCGCUAUCCACCAACACCGUGAAGCUUUACUCGCCGGUGACUGGUCAAUACUACGGCGAGUGUAAAGGUCACUCGGAUACAGUCAAUCAAAUUGCGUUUUCGUCGGACUCGGCGGCGUCUCCUCACGUUCUGCACUCUUGCUCCUCCGAUGGCACAAUCAGAUCUUGGGACACGCGUUGUUUCCAGCAGAUUUUGUGUAUUGAUGCUGAGAAUGACCAAAAGAUUUUUAGCUUCUCCCAUGGAGGUGCUGGAGACAAUCUUUUGGCUGGUGCUUGCAAUGAGCAGGUUCUUGUGUGGGACUGGAGAAACUCAAAGCAAGUUGCUUGUUUAGAGGAAUCCCACAUGGACGACGUCACUCAGGUACACUUUGCUCCUAACAAUCGGAACAAGCUUCUUUCAGCUUCUGUGGAUGGAUUGAUAUGUGUAUUCAACACUGAAGGUGAUAUCAAUGAUGAUGAUCAUCUCGAAUCUGUGAUCAACGUGGGAACUUCGAUUGGGAAAAUAGGCUUCCUCGGAGACUCCUAUCAGAAACUCUGGUGUCUCUCUCAUAUAGAAACUCUAAGUAUUUGGAAUUGGCAAGAUGGAAGCUGUGAAGUGAACCUAGAGAAUGCUCGGGAACUCGCAUCUGAUAGUUGGACUCAAGAUAAUGUUGAUUAUUUUGUUGAUUGCCAUUGUCCAGGAGGUGAAGACUUAUGGGUGGUCGGUGGAACCUGCGCAGGCACCAUCGGUUAUUUUCCGGUGGACUAUAAAAGGCCUGGCUCAAUUGGUUCCGCUGAAGCUAUUCUUGGUGGCGGUCAUAUUGAUGUAGUCAGGAGCGUUCUGCAGAUGCCAUGCGAGUAUGGAGGAGCUGCUGGGUUAUUCGGAUGGACCGGCGGUGAAGAUGGACGGUUAUGCUGCUGGAAGUCCGAUGAGAACUCUGCUCAGAUCAACCGGUCUUGGACUUCAAGCGAGUUGGUCGUUAAGCCGUCAAAGAACCGCAAGAAAAACAGACACUCUCCGUAUUAG